AGCUCCUCCAGGCUCUUCCCUGCCUGCUCCUCCUUCGCCAUGGGGCUCAGGGCUCACGUGUCUGAGUCUGGAUUCAAAAAUCAGAUGACGUUCUCCGGAAAAGGAACCCAGUGAAUGAAGGCCUGGGGUUGGGGAGAAGGCUAUUUACUUCCUCUCUUCUAGUCUGCUAGUUCCCCUUGGGCUCCUGGUAUCUGUGGGGACUUGUCACUCCAGUGCAUCAGUAUGUGGCACCUGCUGCCACCAUCGGCCCUGCUACUUCUAGUUUCAUCUGUCACACAAGCUGAUCGCUCAAAGGCCGUGGUGCAUCUGGACCCUCCAUGGGUCAGGAUGCUCAAGGAGGACAGUGUGACUCUGACGUGCCAGGGAGCCUACCCCCCUGAGGACAAUUCCACACGCUGGUACCACAAUGGAACACGCAUCUCGAGCCAGAACCCCAGCUACUUCAUUGGAGCUGCCAAACUUGAGCACAGUGGCACAUACCAGUGCCAGACGGGCCUCUCCUUGCGCAGUGACUCAGUGAAGCUACAAGUCCACUCUGACUGGGUGGUGCUCCAGACCUCUAAGUCGGCGUUCCGGGAAGGGGAGCACAUUCGGUUGCGAUGCCACAGCUGGAGAAACAAGCGUCUGUACAAAGUCACCUACAUACAGAACGGCAUACCCAAGAGGUUCUUUCAUAACAAUACCGAAUUCCAUAUCCCAGAAGCCACACUCAAUCACAGCGGCUCCUACUUCUGCAGGGGGCUUAUCGGACAACGCAACACAUCUUCUGCGGUCGUGCCCAUCACUGUCGGAGAUCCAGCAUCUCUGCUCAUCAAACCUUCCUUUCCGUCGUGGCCCCAAAUCGCCUUCUGCCUGGUGAUCGGACUGCUGUUUGCAAUGGACACGGGGCUGUAUUUUCUUGUUCAGCGGGACCUCCGAAGAUCCAUGAGGGGCAAAAAAGAGUACAAUGUCAAAUGGAGCCAGGACCAGGACAAAUGAGCCCUCAGCUCCCGGGGCAACAAAGGCAGCAGCACUGUGUCUCAAAACCUCUCUCGGAUCUGCAACAUCCUCAUCCACCAUCAGGCAUACCUUCAACAGCAGGACAAACACAACUCAGAGCCUGGGCUCUGUUUUUUCUGGUUUCUAAUGGAAACAAAAGACAUGCAAUCUUGGGAGACCCACAGUGAUGCCCCAGAAGCAGCUGCAAGCCCUGGACGUCUCAGAACUGUAUGUUUUCUCUCUCCCAACCACAGACUCCCAGAACAGCAAUACACUGGCUCUUGCUAUGUAUAAAAAGUCUCAUAAACAAAAGGAUAA
Octodon degus (degu) is the source of this 1296-nucleotide messenger RNA. RefSeq names its product Fc fragment of IgG receptor IIIa (gene Fcgr3a). Bases 223 to 978 code for a protein of 251 amino acids. The transcript has 5 exons. Gene Ontology annotation, biological process: cell surface receptor signaling pathway; regulation of immune response. Gene Ontology annotation, molecular function: transmembrane signaling receptor activity. Lineage: Eukaryota; Metazoa; Chordata; Mammalia; Rodentia; Octodontidae. The record is from RefSeq and is a predicted model, not a curated record.